Rhinolophus ferrumequinum (greater horseshoe bat) is the source of this 2624-nucleotide messenger RNA. It is a transcript of the gene PLBD2, whose product is annotated as phospholipase B domain containing 2. Gene Ontology annotation, cellular component: extracellular region. Lineage: Eukaryota; Metazoa; Chordata; Mammalia; Chiroptera; Rhinolophidae. Gene Ontology annotation, biological process: phospholipid catabolic process. Gene Ontology annotation, molecular function: glycerophospholipase activity. The record is from RefSeq and is a predicted model, not a curated record. The transcript has 12 exons. The coding region runs from base 66 to 1835 and encodes 589 amino acids.
UCCCCGCCCUCCACCGGGGAGUGCAGUCACGUGAGCCUCGCUGCGGCGUCCGGCUCCGUGCUGUGAUGGUGGCCCCGGUGUGCCGCUCCCCCGGUGGCCGCCUGGCCCGGGCGCUCACGCGAGCGCUGGCGCUGGCCCUGGUGCUGGCCCCGCUGGUCGGGCUGUUCCUGAGCCCCCUGACCGGCGCAAGUCCGACCCCGGGGGGCCCCCAGGGACCAGACGGGCCAGUCCCACCCGCCUCCCGCAGCCGCUCGGUGCUACUGGACGCCGAGACGGGCCAGCUGCGUUUGGUAGAUGGCCGCCACCCUGACGCUGUGGCCUGGGCCAAUCUCACCAACGCCAUUCACGAGACCGGGUGGGCCUUUCUGGAGCUGCACACGAAUGGCCACUACAAUGACAGCCUGCAGGCCUACGCAGCAGGCGUGGUGGAGGCCGCCGUGUCUGAGGGGCUCAUCUACAUGCACUGGAUGAACACCGUGGUGAAUUACUGCGGCCCCUUCGAGUAUGAAGUCGGUUACUGCGAGAAGCUCAAGAGCUUCCUGGAGGCCAACCUGGAGUGGAUGCAGGAGGAGAUGGACUUGAACAGGGACUCUGCUUACUGGCACCAGGUGCGGCUGACCCUCCUGCAGCUGAAAGGCCUAGAGGACAGCUAUGAAGGCAGUGUGACCUUUCCAACUGGGAAGUUCACCAUCAAACCCUUGGGGUUCCUCCUGUUGCAGAUCUCUGGGGACCUGGAAGACUUAGAGCUAGCCCUGAAUAAGACCAAGACCAAGCACACUGUGGGCUCUGGCUCCUGCUCUGCCCUCAUCAAACUGCUGCCCGGCCGAAGUGAUCUCCUGGUCGCUCACAACACCUGGAACUCAUACCAGAACAUGCUGCGUGUCAUCAAGAAGUACUGGUUCCAGUUCCGGGAAGGCCCUCAAGAGGACUCGCCGCUGGCUUCCGGCAACAAGUUGGUCUUCUCAUCCUAUCCCGGCACCAUCUUCUCCUGUGACGACUUCUACGUCCUGGGCAGUGGGCUGGUGACACUGGAGACCACCAUCGGCAACAGGAACCCAGCCCUGUGGAAGUACGUGCAGCCCAAGGGCUGUGUGAUGGAGUGGGUACGCAAUAUUGUGGCCAACCGCUUAGCUGUGGACGGGGCCUCCUGGGCAGAUGUCUUCAAAAGGUUCAACAGCGGCACGUACAACAACCAGUGGAUGAUUGUGAACUACAAGGCAUUCGUCCCCGGUGGGUCCAGCCCUGGGAGCAGGGUGCUCACCAUCCUGGAGCAGAUCCCGGGCAUGGUGGUAGUGGCAGACAAGACCUCGGAGCUCUACCAGAAGACCUACUGGGCCAGCUACAACAUACCGUCCUUUGAGACUGUGUUCAAUGCCAGUGGGCUGCAGGACCUGGUGGCCCAGUAUGGGGACUGGUUCUCCUACGACGGGAACCCUCGGGCCCAGAUCUUCCGGCGGAACCAGUCGCUGGUGCACGGCAUGGAUUCCAUGAUCCAGCUCAUGAGGUACAAUGACUUCCUGCACGACCCCCUGUCACUGUGCAAAGCCUGCAACCCCCAGCCCAACGCAGAGAACGCCAUCUCGGCCCGCUCUGACCUCAACCCGGCCAACGGCUCCUACCCCUUCCAGGCCCUGCACCAGCGCUCCCACGGGGCCAUCGACGUGAAGGUGACUAGCAUGGCGCUGGCCAAGGCUCUGCGCCUCGUGGCAGCCAGUGGCCCCACGUGGGACCAGCUGCCCCCUUUCCAGUGGAGUACCUCACCCUUCAGUAGCCUGCUGCACAUGGGCCAGCCUGACCUCUGGAAGUUCUCACCCAUCGAGGUCUGGUGGGACUGAGACGCCACCUGUGCCCUGCUGCCUUCUGCCCCUGCUGACCCAGCAGGACCAUCCUCCAGCUGCCGCCAUGACCUCCUGCCCACCCCCUCUGUGGCCUUUGCCCCCUGCUGUCCCCAAAGCUGGGACCUGGGUCUGCCAGGUUCACUCGUAUCUGGGCGGCUCCUCCUGGUGGGGCCACGGAACCCAAUGGGGCCCAGAACUGACUCUCUCUCCCCGAAGUGGGUGAGUGCCAUCCCCGUCUCCCUCUGCCUCUCUGCGUCUCAAUCUCUUCUCUCUGUUCUCCUUGCUUCUCUCUCUUGCCCACCUUGGGGCCCCGUCCUCAUGCUGCCCCUCCUGAGGGAUCAGAUUCUGGGGCCUCCAGUGGGACAGGAGGGGCCUGUCCCUCUCCCUACCUCCCAGCGUCAUUCCUGCCCGUGGCUCUGGAGCUUGUGGGGUUUCAGCCCCCGAGACCUGGGUGUUACGUGCGGUUGGCGUCUGCAGUUGGCAUUGCUCCUCCUAGCCGCCAGCCCCAGCCUCUCUGCUCCCUUGGGAAGCAGCCCCAUUUUCCCUUCUGGGCAGCUUCCUCAAGGACAGACACGUGAAAACAAACAAAAACCAAAGUUUCUGGGGUCUUGUGGUUGAAGGGGCCUGAGUGUCCUCUCUGCAGGGACAGGCAGGAGUGUGAGGUCCCAUGCUCCAGCCUCAUGCCCCCCAUCCUGGGCCUGCCCCUGGCCUCGGGGCAGUGCCCACAGCUCUCCUGCAGCGGGAACCAAAUCGCAGGCUGUGUCGCCAUUAAACGAGGAGGCCGUG